Messenger RNA from Coregonus sp. 'balchen', 34758 nucleotides. The record is from the annotation of a GenBank genome assembly. Lineage: Eukaryota; Metazoa; Chordata; Actinopteri; Salmoniformes; Salmonidae.
AUGGUGAGAGAGGUGUCUUGCUGUGGGAUGCUGGCUCUAGGCAGGUGUCAGCUGUCAGGUGUGACCCAGUGUGUAGUGUACCGCAGAAUUAUACAGUAGGCGGAGUCAUGGCUGGAUCCCAUAAUAAUAGCCACGGAACAGAAGGCCACCUGCAGGACUGCUGCUUUCAGCACUGAGUGGGCCUGUCUCUGUCUCCUCUAAUCCCACCGCCACCACACACACACACACACACACACACACACACACACACACACACACACACACACACACACACACACACACACACACACACACACACACACACACACACAGACACACACACACACACACACACACACACACACACACACACACACACACACACACACACACACACACACACACACACACACACACACACACACACAGGUUCCCACCAGCUCCCCCAAACUGGCAGUUCUCUCUGCUGCAAAGAACACAGCCUACUACCACUAAGUGUAGCCAGACAGCCAAAUAUCAUAUCGGUGACUGUACUGGUCGAAAACAACACACUUACAGCUGCUGUGAGACUCCUACGGUCCAAAAUGAUGAUGAUUUUGUUUUUCCUUCAAAUGUCUGAGUAUCAUUAGCGGAACUGAACAGAAAUUUGGACACAUAGCUUAUAAAAAUCUGUUCGCUUGGCUAUAGUUUCAGUACAAGGUGUGAAGACAUAUUUCUCAUAUGAAGUAUGUGUUAUUGUAUCACUGUGUACUGACGUGUCUACUUCUCUCUCAUGUGCAGCUGAUCCCAUCGAUGUGCUGCGGGUGCUGGAGCUGUCGGACCACAUGGAGGGGGUGUCCAUGGAGGCUGGCCUCUGCACCAGCAGGAAGGACAUGGAGGAGACAGACAUGGCCUACAGGAUAGACAAGAAGAUCCAGCUCAGUGCACCCACCAAACAGCUCUUCCCAGGUAACAACAAUCUAUAGAGAUAUGUAAUGUAGUACACAUCCAAUGUGUCUGAGUCAUGGUGUAUGUGUGGUAAUUGCAGUGAAUCCUAAGCUUCACUAUAACACAACUGACCUGACUUUGCUCUCCCUCUUCUCCAUGGGCUUAGGUCUUAGGGUGUAGUAGCACAGGCCAUUAUUAUUAUUCAUUGAAGUUCAGAUGUGUGAUAUUGUUAUUUUGGGAGGGGCAGUGGGUCUUGCCAGAGUAGGAGUCCCCACGGUGGUGUGUUGCUACCUACUGUGUUCUCCACUGUAUGACUGACUGUAUGACUGACUGUAUGACUGACUGCAUGACUGACUGCAUGACUGACUGUAUGACUGACUGUAGGACUGACUGUAUGACUGACUGUAUGACUGACUGCAUGACUGACUGUAUGACUGACUGCAUGACUGACUGUAUGACUGACUGCAUGACUGACUGUAUGACUGACUGUAUGACUGACUGUAUGACUGACUGCAUGACUGACUUUAUGACUGACUGCAUGACUGACUGCAUGACUGACUGCAUGACUGACUGUAUGACUGACUGUAUGACUGACUGUAUGACUGACUGCAUGACUGACUGUAUGACUGACUGUAUGACUGACUGAAUGACAGACUGCAUGACUGACUGUAUGACUGACUGCAUGACUGACUGCAUGGGCUCCCGAGUGGCGCAGCGGUCUAAGGCACUGCAUCUCAGUGCUUGAGGCGUCACUACAGACCCCCUGGUUUGAUUCCAGGCUGUAUCACAACCGGCCGUGAUUGGGAGUCCCAUAGGGCGGCGCACAAUUGGCCCAGCGUCGUCCGGGUUUGGCCGGUGUAGGCCGUCAUUGUAAAUAAGAAUUUGUUCUUAACUGACUUGCCUAGUAAAAUUAAAAGCAUGACUGACUUGACAUUUUUUUCAUUGGAUACAGAUAUUGCAUAAUGUAUUUUUACAUAAAAACAGUGACAGCAGUAACAUUAUGUAACACAUCAGAGGACAACAGAGUAGAAAAGGUCAACCAUAUCAUCCACAACAAUUGUUCCUCCUCCCCUCCCCCAGACUCGCCGUUCCCUGUGGACUUCUCCCUGAUGACAACAGUGAGGGCAAAGAAGGACUCCCAGUUCUUCCUGUUGUCUGUGUAUGAUGAGCAGGGUGUACAGCAGCUGGGGCUGGAGGUGGGCCGCUCGCCUGUCUUCCUGUACGAAGACCACCAGGGACAGCCCUCCCCGGAGCUCUACCCUAUCUUCAAGAAGAUCAACCUGGCUGAUGGAAAGUGGGUACUAGUCCUGGCCUGAUGUCCUUGGCUCUUGACUGGGACGACUUCUCAAAACCCGAACCCUAUAGCCCCUGAUUUAUGAUUGACACACAUUGACAUUAUUAGACCCAAUAUGGUGGGUGAGAUUCACCUGCAUCAUGUCAUUUGGUUGGCCAUUGGGUAUCACCGUAACAUAUCAUCCCCUAUCAUGUGACCCUACCUGACCCAAAAUAUAGUUUCCUCAGUAUGUGAUCUCACUUGGCCCUACUUGACUGUGGCACACACAGCUCACACAAUGUGCUUGACCCUAAGUGACCCGGAGCCAUAGAGGAAAAACAUAGAUCACCUUAGUACCAUAGAGUUCUUGGCUCACAAUACAAGGUCAAUGGCUUGACUUGACCCUGUAAAAUACCACAGUGUGAUUCAAUGCAUUUGACCUUAGAAAACCCUUCCUCAGCAUACUGCAUACAGGUGGUGCCUCCUUUUAACUGAACCCAACUUGCCUUGCGGGGAAAAGAUACAUUCAACCUGACACUUCAUAUUGCUACACCUGCAGUAUAAAUAUAUCACUACUAACCCAACUCUACCUCUCUGUCUGUCCAGGUGGCACAGAAUAGCCUACAGUGUGGAGGGCAAGUCAGUCACCCUGUACCUGGACUGUGAGAAGGUGCAGACUCUGAAGUUACUGCGAGGGGACAACCCCCUGGUCAGUACAGAGGGGGUGACCGUGUUUGGAACACGACUACUGGACGAGGAGGUGUUUGAGGUAGGACACCACUGGUUAAUUCUGGUAUUGGAUCUGAGGAACAUCAACAUUAAUUGUUGGAACUUGUUUUAACUGGAUUCUUGGCAUGUUAAUGUAAUAUUCACUCACUCAUCUUCGCUCGCUCCUCGGAGCAUAGCGCCUCGACAAAUGGAUCUCCAUGCCGUCUUAUUCUAGGCCAGGUCCCAGGCUGAUUUGGUGUUGAGUCCCAGGUUGUGUAUGUCAUCCUCCAACUGGUCAGACUACCUGGUUCUCGGUCUUCCUCUUGGGCGUGGCCAGUUGGGGGAUGGUUCCUUGAGGAUAAGGGCAGGCUCCAGAGGUGGGUUUGAUCUGACCAGGUGACCGAACAGUCGGAGUCAGGAGGCUCUGACCAGGGAGGAGACGGGGUUGGUCCAUUAUUUGACGUAUUGUGGUCGCGCCAUGUGAUGCCCAGUAUGCGGCAGAGGCACUUGGAGUCAAAGGCAUCCAGAUGACGUGUGAGGUCCAGGGUGAGGGUCCAUGAUGUGUGAGGUCCAGGGUGAGGGUCCAUGAUGUGUGAGGUCCAGGGUGAGGGUCCAUGAUGUGCGAGGUCCAGGGUGAGGGUCCAUUAUGUGUGAGGUCCAGGGUGAGGGUCCAUGAUGUGCGAGGUCCAGGGUGAGGGUCCAUGAUGUUUGAGGUCCAGGGUGAGGGUCCAUGAUGUUUGAGGUCCAGGGUGAGGGUCCAUGACUCUGAUCCGUACAGGAUGGAAAUGACCAGGCUAUUGUAUAUGCUACGUUUUCAUUUCAGAGAGAGUUGUUUCCAGAUUAUGUUUAGGCUGGCCAUGGUUGAGGCUGCCCAGCCGAUGCGAAGGUGGAUGUCGGCGUUGCUCCUGCAGUCAGUCGUUUAUGUGCUACCAAGGUAGCAGAAUUUAGGAACAACGCCGACAUGGUGGAUGUUCACAACAGGGCUGGUUGGAGGUAGAUCGAAGUCGCUGAAGGACUGGAUCUUAGUUUUGUCCCAGCUGAUCAUGAGGCCGGAUGGGUGGGUCUCCUAAUUCAUGAUCUCAAGGGCAAGGUGUAUGAUGUCCAAGAGCUCGGCCAGGAUUGCCAUGUCGUCCCCAUAGUCCAGGUCAGUGAAGCUUCGGGUGACAGUCCUUCCCAUUACAAAGCUGUGUUAAAGAUGGUAGGUGCCAGAACACAGCCCUGUCUAAUGCCACUGUUGAUAUUAAAGGUGGGGGAGGUUUGGCCGUUGACCCGAACACAAGAGAUGUGAAGUGUUCCUGUAUAGCAGGGACAGCAGACCGGUCAGCUUCCUUGAAACGCCUAGGAUCCUAAGGAUCUUCCAGAGGGCUUCCCUGUCCACGCUGUCAAACGCCUGCUUUAGGUCAAUGUAGGUAACGUAUAGUGGUUUCCUGAACUCUCUUUUCUGCAAGAAGUCUGAGGUAGAAGACCCGGUCGGUAGGGGAGCGACCGAUGGUAAAUCCGCUUCGUUCACGGCACUGUUGUUGCAGAAGUAGGGGGCGUAUGCAUUUGAGGAGUAUAUGGGCGAGUGCUUUUCCUCAAACGCUGAGGAGUGUGAUGCCUCUGUAGUUGCUGCACUGGUCCUUGGGACCCUUCUUCCUGAAAGGUAGAAUGAGUCUUUGGGGGAUUGUCAUGUGGUGAAUAGGUGACUACGGUGGGCCCCCCAGAAGUUCUGGGGGGAUAUUGUCAGCACCUGCUGCUCGGCCUAGCUUCAGUUUCCCUAGGGCCUCCUCAAUCUCUGCCUCUGAGGGGGGCUCUGACAUGAUGGUGGAGUCUUCCACUGAGGAGGAGGCGAGCUCAUUUAGGAUUGGAGAGGGAGGUGGAGGAGGGCGGUUAAGGAGUGUGGAGAAGUGUUCAAUCCAGCGCACGAGUUGCUGUUCUGGGGUCUCUAACUCAGACCCAUUGAGCGCCUUUACUGACGCCGUGGGGGGGGUGUAGUCUUCCCAGUGAGAGUCCGGAGGGUUUUGUAAAAGGCUCCAUGGUUGCCUACCUUAGAGGCAGCCUUGGCUUCAUCAGCAAGGGUGUCAUGCCACUUCUGUUCUUCCCUUAUUCUUAUCUCGUAGGUCAAGACGGUCCAGGGUCAAGUCAUCAUGGUCCGUCCGAGUAGAAUUACGUUUUUGUGAAGGUUUCAUGGCAAUGCUUUUUUCCGUGGCGGGCCACUAGCCCAACACACAACCUCUCCAUGAAUUUAUAUACCGCCCUGCGAGGGCGGGCGGUGCAGGUGCUAUUAGCCGGCAGUGGCUCUUCAGUAGCUUGCUCUGGUUGUGGUAUCAAAAACUGGAGUCAUCUACACCAGUGGUUCCCAACCUUUUACGGUUACUGUACUACCAACUGAAUUUUGCUCUGCCCGGAUUACCCCUGAAGUACCCCCUCAUGUGCAUUUUACCAUUAAGUCUGUGGUCUCAUGAGUCUUCUCAAGUACCCCUGUGGAUAGGCCAUGUACCCCCAGAGGUCCUAGUACCCCUGGUUGGGAACCACUGAUCUACACUGAGUGUACAAAAUAUUAGGAACACCUGCUCUUUCCAUGACAUAGACUGACCAGGUGAAUCCAGGUGAAAGCUAUGAUCCCUUAUUGAUGUCACUUGUUAAAUCCACUUCAAUCAGUGUAGAUGAAGGGGAGGAGACAGGUUAAAUAAUGAUUUUUAAACCUUGAGAUAUUUGAGACAUGGAUUGUGUAUGCAUGCCAUUCAGAGGGUGAAUAGGCAAGACAAAAGAUUUAAGCGCCUUUGAACUGGGGGUAUGGUAGUAGGUGCCAGGCGCACCGGUUUGAGUGUGUCAAGAACUGCAACGCUGCUGAGUUUUUCACGCUCAACAGUUUCCCGUGUGUAUCAAGAAUAGUCUACCACCCAAAGGACAUCAAGCCAACUUGACACAACUGUGGGAAGCAUUGAAGUCAACAUGGGCCACCUUGUAGAGUUAAUGCCCCGACGAAUUGAGGCUGUUCUGAUGGAAAAAGGGGGUGCAACUCAAUAUUAGGAAGGUGUUCCUGAUGUUUUGUACACUCAGUGUAUAUGAGUCGUCACAUGGAGAAUACUGCGAGGAGGUUAGCACUCUAACUUAAACCCUAAUGCAAUAUACCUACUAUAAAUUAUUUUAUUGAGGCGUGAAUGAGAUGCUCUAAAGCCACAUGCUCUGCUCUGGCCCCAUAAUUUCUAUUGUGAUCAAAUACCAGGAAAUGACACUCAACAUUUGUAUUUGUAUGAGUGAGUUUGGAUGUUUUGGAGAGUGUGUGAUGUUAGAUGUGUUGACAUUUGAACGGACAGCUUUAUAUUUUGACGUUUCACAGUGUGUGUGAGUGUGAAUAUGUGUCAGUGAAUGUAUGAGUGUUAUUCAUGCCUGCUGAUUGGGAGGAUUGAUCUUGUUGGAAGAGGAAUUUCCCAGUCAUCAGUGUUUAUCCCUACGGCGACACCGUCAGGGCUGCUGUCCUCAUCAUUAUCCCUGAGUAGCUGGGGAGGGCAAAGGUCACAUAUUUAAUGAUGGCUGGGGUUGUUUGAGCUUGGUGAAAGUGUUUGGUGAACUGACAAUGUCAUUAUGGAACCGUAAAAUUGAAAUGGACACUGAACAGUGAGUUAUGAUGUGUAGGUAAAUAUGAUAAUAAUAUAAAGCGUGUGCGUGUGUGUGUGCGUGUGUGUGUGCGUGUGCGUCUGGGUGUGUGUGCCGUACAUGUGUGCUUACAAAUCACACAAUAAAAAGAUAAAUGAAUUCCAAGUAAAGCUCAUAUUCUUUUAUUUUCAUUUCCCUGACCCUGUUCCAUAAGUCAUUCUCAAUGUCUCUCCCAGGAUAGUGUGCAGGCCUAGUCCAUUGUCAUUCCAAUGCAGCUCCACUCUUAAUUCAGUAGCCUCCAGCAUAAAGAGAGCAGAGCAGAGAAGCAGUCCCUUCUCUCCUCAUGUCCGCAGGCCCUGAGACACAGAGGGGGAGAGUAGGAGGGGGUCACAGAGCACACCCCCUCCCAUCUCUCAGGCCCCUCAGGGUACCAUCCCAACCUUGCGCCCCCCCUUUGCAUACUUGAGACAUUGGAAAAGUACAGAGGAAGGGUUAUUAUCUGUCCCUAAUGGAUUAAUGUACAUUCACUUCAGUCCUCUCAGCUUUCAGCCUCUCAGAACCAGAUGUCCCCUGAUGUUGUCACGUAGACAAUAAUUAUACAAUCUCCCCCUAAUGGCUUAACUUUACCUCAACUGCUUCUCCUACUCCAUAAGUCAAACUUAAUAGCCUCCCAUGCCAUUAGGUCCCUCCUCCAUCUCUUACUUUAACAGACACUCCUCUAUCUCCCAAAUAAAACAGUUUCCUUCUCCAAUUAAGCAACGCUUCCCCUAAACAUUCCUUGCAUAAAGCAACUGUAAAGAUCCAUCCCAACCCCAUCUUUCAAAACAUCCCAUUUAUCAUUCCUCAGGCUGCAAAAAAAAACAUCCCUUUGACGUCCUUAUGACUAAUACCCGUCAAUUAUCAAUGUUCUCUUUAGCAUUCUCUCUCUGCUCUGCUCUCUCUGAAUAGCCUAAGUGAGUGAGAGGCCAGCUCAUGUUUUCCAUAUUGAGUGGCAGUGUGUCAGGGCUGUGUUGACCUGGAUGAGGCUGGUACUGGGGGAGAGGUUAGAGGUUGGCCUUGUUCUCAGGCCUGUUCUGUUCCCAGGCCCUGGUUCUGUUCCAGGAGGGAUCCAGGGGGCCAGUGUUCCGGCCCAGUUCCCCCAGCGUGGGAGAACAUAAUGUGGGAGCUUGGGUACGGUGGUCAGCCCCUAAUACCUCUAUUGCUUCCAGAUUGCCUUCAAAUGACUGUUGGGGUUGUUGUUUACACACACACGUGCAGAGACACGGUCACAAGAAUGUGCAUGCACGCACGUACGCACACACACACGCACGCAUGCACACUAAAGCAAUAAUUUAACUGUCCCCAAGUAUGAAUUACAUUUAAGUCAUUUAGCAGACGCUCUUAUCCAGAGCGACUUACAGUUAGUGAAUACAUAUUUUUUUAUACUGGCCCCCCAUGGGAAUCAAACCCACAACCCUGGCGUUGCAAACGCCAUGCUCUAUCAACUGAGCUACAUCCCUGCUGGCCAUUCCCUCCCCUACCCUGGACGACGCUGGGCCAAUUGUGCACCGCCCAUGAGUCUCCCGGUCACGGCCGGCUCUGACAGAGCCUGGAUUCGAACCUGGAUCUCUAGUGGCACAGUUAGCACUGCAAUGCAGUGCCUUAGACCACUGCGCCACUCAGGAGACAGAAUGUAUUGCCUGGGCACUCUGUGGGCUGUUUGUGUGUUUUUACCACGCCUUACGCUCAGAUAUAGUCCAGCCCAGUGUUUAUGUGUGAACAACAGCUGACCCUGUCUGUCUGUUUUAGUAAUUGUAUUAUUGCCGUAAGUAAUCAGGCCUCUUUAGAAAACAUUCAGAGCUUUGGUGUUGGCUUGGCUUGACGUUGGGUUGUUGUGUUAUCAAGCGUAUCUUAAAAGGGCGGUUUUGAUAUUGAUUUAGAAAUCUCAUGGAUAGCUUGAGAGAUUGGAAAGGCUGCAUUAAUUAGUCAAGGUCUCUGUCUUAGAUGCAUUUCUUCCUUUCUAAUGGUUUAUGUCUGAUUGUAUUCAGAUGUUUUGACAUCUGUUGCCCUGCAGGCUAGUAAGGAGCUAAGAAUUGCUCCUUGUUUACUGUAGUGAGGUGAGUUGUAGUCAUAUUCAGUGCAGUAUGUGUUGUUGUUGUUACUGUUGUUGUUGUUAGGGGUUCAAGCAGCGAAGCUGGUAAAACUCUAUUGUAUUUCUUCUAUACUGGAUUCUUCCCCCAAAGAAAAUAACAUGCAAAUUCCUGUGAGAUGGUAAGGCCUAGGAGGGCACAACUUGGCAUGAUGGUGAAGGCCCAUGGGUCACACCCUCUCAUGCAAUCCCAUGCCAAUUGGCCACAUGGUGGAACUAUAGCAAGUCAUUGAAAAUAAUAAGGCCUUGAUUGGCUGCUAUGAAAGGGAAAGGGGAAAGGGGAUACCACAACUGAAUGUAUUCAACUAAAAUGUAUCUUCCGCAUUUAACCUAAUCCUUCUGAAUCAAUACCAGCUAACUACCACCACAGUGCAGGCCUGGGCACCAUAAAGCAAGCCCCCACUUCCAACCACUCUAGCCCUAUGUUAGUCAAUGGAGCAGCUGUAUUGGCUGAAACGUUGGUAUCAAAGAUCCAUUACAUUGUUUACAGAGUAUCCAAUAGUACUAGCCUGCUGGAGAUACUUCUUUCUUCUUUCUUCAGUGGAGCUGAGCCAGCCUGUGUGUCGCUAUGGGAACUAGACAGUACUGUGUGACUGUGACCUGACGCUGUUUGUUGGUUUUUGUCAUCAGCACCUCCUCACACCCAGACUGUGGUCUAACUCAUCCACACACAAAUUCUCCUCAGAUGUUUGCAGCCACUGUAAUGUGCUGAUGGUUGGAUACGGAUGACUCCGUGUCUAGAGAUGUGCUCUGUGGCUCUGGCUCUGUACUGUAAUGCUGUACAUCUGCUGUGUAGGGAGAAAGUAGUCACGAAGCUGACCAGCCGGCCGGCGCCAGCUAGGGGGAGCGGGGAGGGAUACAGUACCAAAGGUGGAACAGGGCCUUUGAUCUUUGGCUGAGAAUCUCUCUCUCUCUCUCUCUCUCUCUCUCUCUCUCUCUCUCUCUCUCUCUCUCUCUCUCUCUCUCUCUCUCUCUCUCUCUCUCUCUCUCUCUCUCUCUCUCUCUCUCUCUCUCUCACUCUCUGAAAAGGUGUGGUAGAAUUUGAUGUUGAUUGGGCUUUUCAUCUCUGGGGCAUUAACUGUAACCUAGUAGUUUAUGUUGGCUAAAUACUGGCCUGAGAUCUGUGCUCGGUGAGAUGAAGCACUAAUAAAAAGUACUUGGUAAUGAGUUGGUGCCAUUGAAAGAGCUGGGUGCUAGUGUGUGUGUGGACUCAGUGGGACCAGGGGGAGACGGGGGGAGACGGGGGGGGGGGGGGGGUGAUUGGGGAGAGCUCCUAAUUGAGGAGAGCUGUCUGUCUGUGUGUUUAUGUGUACACACGCUCUGGCCCUCUGGGGCAGGCUGGGGACGUAAAGGGGCUUUUGAAAGAGUGUAAGGGAAGUAUUUCACUGUUAUGUGUACACAACUCUCUGCUAGAAGCCUGGGAACAGAUGGGCUCUGGGAGCAGCAGUCACAGUAGUGUUGGCCAUUUUAUACACACAGGACAUUCACAUUGCUCAUGUGAAAUGGCUUCAGCUCUAUUGAACACAUUCUCUUAGAGGUCUAGCAACAUCCUACAAAGCAUUCGAUUUCCCAGAAAUGUUCAGCCUGGUACUCCGAGGCCAUCGCAGUGCUUCUCAUAGACUGCAAUGUCAGAGUGAUGUGCUGAUCCUGUCUGUCCUUGUAUGUUUGUCUGUGAGGUUAACAUGAUGCUUUUAUGUCUUUCUGUAUGCUUGUCUACCUGCCUUUCUGGGGUGUGUGUGUGUUUUAUAGGGAGAGAUCCAGCAGUUGUUGAUUCUGGAGGACGCCCAGGCUGCGGCUGACUACUGCCUGCACUACAUCCCUGACUGUGACUCUCCACUGUCCUACAAUAGACAGGCCCAGGACCCUGAGCAGGUCAGUACUCCAGCCACCAGGGGCAGACACCCUCUGACAUACACACAUACCCAUACAGUACACACACACACACACACACACACACACACACACACACACACACACACACACACACACACACACACACACACACACACACACACACACACACACACACACACACACACACACACACUAUUCCACUCCCCCUUCAUCUGUCUUGUUUUAUUAUCAGUGAUUCAUCCACCCAAAAUAUCCUCCUUCAAACUGUAACAGUAUUUAUUUAUUUCUCUCUCUCUUCUCUCAUAUAUGUAUGAAAUGAAAUAAUCUGUCAUACAGCAGUUGAUGAUGUGGGUUUCUGGCUGCUAGAAAAGAAACCAGGGUGGAAUUCCAUCUGUAGUUAGUGAACAGAGACACUGUAGAUGCUAACAUGACACACAACCUUACAACCUCAGUAAAACUUCAAUUGAACACAAAGACAAGGAUUGCAUUCCACACCUUCUAUAAAAGCCAGAUGGUCCCUGAUCAUAAUUUGAUUAUGGAACAGAAAGUGUAUUUGUCUGGACUGCUUUAGAGUUGAACUCACAUAGCGAUAUUUCCAGUUUGAGUUCUAUCUAUGUUGGCUCAGUCUGGGCUCAAGAUUUCAGAGAUACAGUUUCAUGUUGAGGCUUUUUGCAGGUCCUGACUACACAGUACAGUGCUGGCUGCUACAGCUGCUUUCUCAGAAGCCCCUUGUUUCAGCCAACAGAUAAAACGAUGAACAAGCAGCAUGCAUAUCAAUAGAGCGGUGUCUGCCAGAGACCUGCCCAGCCCCGCCUUCUGUAGCCCAGCCCAGCCAAUCCCAGCCUUGGCCAUGUACUGCAUCACAUGAUUUAUCACUACCCAGUCUUCUCGGCCUAGGGGCCCGGAACACACCACUAAUACACAGGGAGGCCAGGCCAGAGAAGAAUUAGACAUCAGUCAGUCCAUCAGUCAGCAUCAGAAGAAGCUCCUCUCCCUGUCUUUGAUAGUGAGCCAGCAGCAGAGCGGUGCAUCUCUCCCUGGGCUGUGUUGAGCUGCUUCAGCCUGAACAAACACAGCCAGAAGCCUCGUAAAUCUCACAGGAUAUCACCACUCUGGCUCUUCCCCUCUUCACCAGGCCUGCUUGGGCAAUGGGAUCAACCUGGGAGAGAUUACUUAUAUUAUGAUGUACAGUGGGGAAAAAAAGUAUUUAGUCAGCCACCAAUUGCGCAAGUUCUCCCACUUAAAAAGAAGAGAGAGGCCUGUAAUUUUCAUCAUAGGUACACGUCAACUAUGACAGACAAAUUGAGAAAAAAAAAAUCCAGAAAAUCACAUUGUAGGAUUUUUUAUGAAUUUAUUUGCAAAUUAUGGUGGAAAAUAAGUAUUUGGUCACCUACAAACAAGCAAGAUUUCUGGCUCUCACAGACCUGUAACUUCUUCUUUAAGAGGCUCCUCUGUCCUCCACUCGUUACCUGUAUCAAUGGCACCUGUUUGAACUUGUUAUCAGUAUAAAAAACACCUGUCCACAACCUCAAACAGUCACACUCCAAACUCCACUAUGGCCAAGACCAAAGAGCUGUCAAAGGACACCAGAAACAAAAUUGUAGACCUGCACCAGGCUGGGAAGACUGAAUCUGCAAUAGGUAAGGAGCUUGGUUUGAAGAAAUCAACUGUGGGAGCAAUUAUUAGGAAAUGGAAGACAUACAAGACCACUGAUAAUCUCCCUCGAUCUGGGGCUCCACGCAAGAUCUCACCCCGUGGGGUCAAAAUGAUCACAAGAACGGUGAGCAAAAAUCCCAGAACCACACGGGGGGACCUAGUGAAUGACCUGCAGAGAGCUUUGACCAAAGUAACAAAGCCUACCAUCAGUAACACACUACGCCGCCAGGGACUCAAAUCCUGCAGUGCCAGACGUGUCCCCCUGCUUAAGCCAGUACAUGUCCAGGCCCGUCUGAAGUUUGCUAGAGUGCAUUUGGAUGAUCCAGAAGAGGAUUGGGAGAAUGUCAUAUGGUCAGAUGAAACCAAAAUAUAACUUUUUGGUAAAAACUAAACUCGUCGUGUUUGGAGGACAAAGAAUGCUGAGUUGCAUCCAAAGAACACCAUACCUACUGUGAAGCAUGGGGGUGGAAACAUCAUGCUUUGGGGCUGUUUUUCUGCAAAGGGACCAGGACGACUGAUCCGUGUAAAGGAAAGAAUGAAUGGGGCCAUGUAUCGUGAGAUUUUGAGUGAAAACCUCCUUCCAUCAGCAAGGGCAUUGAAGAUGAAACGUGGCUGGGUCUUUCAGCAUGACAAUGAUCCCAAGCACACCGCCCGGGCAACGAAGGAGUGGCUUCGUAAGAAGCAUUUCAAGGUCCUGGAGUGCCCUAGCCAGUCUCCAGAUGUCAACCCCAUAGAAAAUCUUUGGAGGGAGUUGAAAGUCCAUGUUGCCCAGCGACAGCCCCAAAACAUCACUGCUCUAGAGGAGAUCUGCAUGGAGGAAUGGGCCAAAAUACCAGCAACAGUGUGUGAAAACCUUGUGAAGACUUACAGAAAUGUUUGACCUGUGUCAUUGCCAACAAAGGGUAUAUAACAAAGUAUUGAGAAACAUUUUAUUGACCAAAUACUUAUUUUCCACCAUAAUUUGCAAAUAAAUUCAUAAAAAAUCCUACAAUGUGAUUUUCUGGAUUUUUUUUCCUCAUUUUGACUGUCAUAGUUGACGUGUACCUAUGAUGAAAAUUACAGGCCUCUCUCCUCUUUUUAAGUGGGAGAACCUGCACAAUUUGUGGCUGACUAAAUACUUUUUUCCCCCACUGUAUGUGUGUGUUUAUGUUUGAGAAAAGUGUUUUGGAGAGAGGAAAAGUAAGAAAUAUUGAUUCAUGCGGCCAGCAGGGAGAUACUGUCAGGGUCUGUGAGAACAGUGUUCUGUGUGUAGCCUCCUAUGCCCGGCUGUGUGUCUCUGUCUGUGUCUGGGUGUGUCCAAUUCCUGGCGGUGCUCCUGGGACUGUCCAUCAGUGCCUUAUCAGACGUAGAGCGUGUUGGCUGUUCUAGAUCUACAGCUGAGAAACCCGCUCUGUGUCCAAGACGUUGUUAGCAUCACUCACUCUACUGACCCACUUUCUAUCCUCCUCACACUGACCCUGUUUACAAACCAUCACAAUCUCCUCAUCAACCUAUUUUACAGACCAGACCUUCAACAACGUUCUCAUUCAAAGGUCGUCAAUAAUAGUGACAGAAAUGACAUUUAUGUUUACAUAUUUUAACAGCCCAACAGGGUCAUUAACACACUGACCCCUGACCUCAUGAGAAAGUAUGUCCUCUCUGUUGACAGGCCAGUGGUAAACAGUGAUAAAUAAACAGUAGUUUCAUUCACGACUACUCUGUGUGUGUGGUGUGUGUGUGGUGUGUGUGUGUGUGUGUGUGUGUGUGUGAGUUUGCUGGACGAGUGGGUCUUGAACUGUGUCUGACCCUACUGAAUGUGUGCAUAGGCGCAGCGGUCUAAGGCAUUGCAUCUCAGUGCUUGAGGCGUCACUGCAGACCACCUGGUUCAAUUCCAGGCUGUAUCACAACCGGCCGUGAUUGGGAGUCCCAUAGGGCGGGGCACAAUUGGCCCAGCGUCGUCCGGGUUUGGCCGGUGUAGGCUGUCAUUGUAAAUAAGAAUUUCUUCUUAACUGACUUGCCUAGUUAAAUAAAGGUAAAAUAAAAAUAAAAUGUUAUGUUUCAGGUAUUUCACCAUGUUGUUGUUUCUCUUGUUCGUGCCCCACCUCCUCCCUUGCCCCCUCCCCCUUUCAUAAAAGACCCCUCAACUUAAACCUGAUCCCAUGAUGCAAAGCGAUGAUCCCAUGACACAAAGCGACGAGCCAGAGGAGCCAAUGAAACGCUCCAAAAAAGACAGGAAAGGCAAAAAGGACAAAAAGAAGCGUGACAAGAAGGGGAGGGGCAAGAAGGAGUCGAGGAAGAAGAGAAAAGAAGGAGAGGUGGGUCCAGAGGAGGAGGGUUUCCUCCAGGUGUCCACAGUUUGGCCUAAAAACCAAUCCCAAGAAACCUACUAUCCCACUGAAAAGCCCUCUACGAUGGAACUGUUCACUCCUGAAGCUGUCACCCCAACUGAAGCCUCUGACCAGACCACCAUGAUCCCAGAGAGGCCCACACACAGGCCUAACUCUGACAUUGAGGACCCCUCCGUGGUGCCCAGUGCACUGCCUGAGUCAAAGGUCACUGAGGAGGUAGACUGAAAAGUUAUGAUGUAGCUCCCCUCCCCCUCCAUCCCAUCCCUAACAGAGCACUGACCCACUCUCCCAGAAUGCUUCAUCUACACCCUCUGUCAACCUGCUCCUCUCCUCACUGUGACCACUAACCUAACCAGCACUACCUUAAUCACCUCCUCCCCUUCCAGGACUCCCAAUGGAACACGGAGAAUCCCUGCAUCCCUCUAGUUCUAGAUUAAGUAGAGUAUGUAGACAAUCUAGAAUUUAGACUGUGUUCUACACUAUGUUAUAACACAUAGACAACUGUGACUCAAUUGUCUCAAUAGUUGUUUAUGGGUUGCAAGACAUUUAUAUGAAAAUAGUUGUGUGGAUAACAUUGGUUCUGUCUUUUGUGGUACCUGUAGUUUAACAUACAUAUCUGAGUAAGUGGUAUGUAUGAGGUGUUGUGUGUUGUAGUUUUGCUGUGAUAUCUAUUUGACCUGAGAGUUUAUGUCCUUACCCAAACCCAGUCCAAGCCUUUUAUUUUAAAGCUAUACAUGUAUCCAAAACAGUAUGCCUCCUGUGUUGUAUUCCAUCUUUCUAAAUUUGUUCUGUCAGCAAAUACUGUAUGUAGGUCAAAGAAAGUCCCCAUGAUAGAAGUCUCUAAAGCUUAUCUUUUGCUACUUUUGCUACUUUGCUAAAUUUGCUGAUUUUCAUACUCUCGCUGUAAUGGCUGUCACAAUCCAUGUCAUGCUUCCAUCACUACCUGGUUGUGAAAUAUUCCAUCAGCAUAGGAUGAUUAAUAACACACUGAGGCUUGCUACAUGUAUAACCUGCCUAUUCCCAUAACCGACACCUGUGCUGCUAACUAGCUUAGCAAACUGUACGCUAUGAUAGACUGUGUAAAAUGGAGGCGCUGGGCAAACUCAGAGGACUGGGCAGACAGACAGACCAUAAUGUUGCCCAGUGUCUCCAUGGUUUCUGUUACCAUGGCUCUGACCUUAAACCCUCUGGCCUUGUGCAGGAGGAGAGGCCGGACAAAAAGCCCCAGAUGGAGGAGUUCGACGAAAACUUCUAUGGCGAGCUGUAUGAUGACCUCGAAGUCUCCAUGGUAACAAUGGGUCCCAAUAUCAGCGGGUACGAGGUCAGUUGAAUUGAGAUUUUGAUAUACUGUGUGUUCAUACGGUGAAGCUCAUGUUCUGUAGCAGCUCAGUUAUUAAUGUGGUCAUUGGAUCAUGUGAUUUACUGUCAUGUUGAAUGGACUCGUAGAUUGUAGAGUACGAGGACAUAAGUAACGAGACAGAGAACCAGGAGUAUGAAGAGUAUGAGACCUACGAGGACGGAUAUGGCUUUGCAGAGAGAGAGGGGGCUGAUACCUGGGAUGGAGAGGUAGGCCUCACCAAUCAUACAGUUAAAGUGUAUUCACUCAGAGACUUCUGAGACUCCUGUACCUGACCUACAACUACUGUACACACAGUAGGUAAUCAAUCACCUAACAUGUCUGUUCAUAUGUCUGUCUGUCUGUCUGUCUGUGUCUGUCUGUGCCUCAGGCCAGUGUCAGAGCACUGAAAGGAGAGAAGGGGGAGCCUGCCAUCGUUGAACCGGUGAGCUUGAGUAUUCAGACAGAAUUUCGCUCAUGUAAAUCAAUUUUAGGCCCUUAAUAUUUUAUUUUCGUUGUUUUGUCAUGUAAUCUUUAUGACUCUAUAAAGACUAUAUGGAGUAUUUCUGUCUUUAUGUUGAAUAAUCUCUGGUAUAUACUGUAUGUGUUUAUAUGCCAUUGCCAUAUCUGUAUGAUGUUGUGCAGGGUACACUGGUGGAGGGACCAGUCGGCCCCCCAGGACCAGAGGUAAGACCCCUGCUCCCAGGCAUUACCACUACAUCAUAUUACAUUGAUAUUACAUUGAUACUACAUUCAUACUACAUAAUAGUACAUCAUAACUAUCACUCCACUUUACUGCCCAUAUUGAUACUAUGGACCAAUGCUGAUUGACUGUGUGUUUAUUCUCCAGGGUCUUCCAGGCGGACCAGGACCAAUGGGCCCCCGAGGACCCAGUGGAGACCCAGGUGAUUUGGUGAGUAUCCUCCCCCGUGGAGUAUUGACCCGUAGUGGACUGUCCUCAGGGACAGUAUGACCAUAGUCAGGGUCCACAGGGACUGUGCUCUGGGUUUGACCAUGACCACAGAUUGACCACAGCCUACACAAACAGGUCAGGGAUGCUGUGACCUCACUGUGGUCUUGACUGUAACCUUACUGGGCUUAAGGGAGUAAAGGACUGGUGAUGACUCAUGUGUGGGUUUGACCUAAUUCACUCUGUUGAAAUGUGUGUGUGUGUGUGUGUGUGUGUGUCUGUGUGCGUGCCUUUGUGUGUUUGUGUUCCCUCCCUGAACACAGCCUCAUUCCCACAGACACAAACCAACAGAUGCUCAGUCGUCUCUAGUGAUCUAAAGGAUUUUUAACGAUGUUGUUGUAGGAGAAAAACAUAGAGGUCUUCUAACUCAGUUUCACCUUAAAUCAAACACAUCAAAUCAGAUCAUCAAACAAGCUUUUCUUCUUUUAAAGCAGAUCUGAAACAAAUGUAAAAACAGUGUUCCAUAAUCCUGCCUGUCUACAGUAUUUAAUCUUCAUAAUUGUUUAUGCCUUGCAGUAUACAACAGUAUUCUCAGUGUGACAGAUACUAUAAUAAUGUUCCUAUUGAGACAAAUGCCUUCGUCUCUGCUGCAGAGAGUCUAGGUGAUUGACAGUUUGGGAUUAGCUCAUACCUCUAAUUCUUUAUGAGGUGCUUAAUGGUACAUUAGGCUUUCGAUAGGGGCAUCAAGCAGAAAAUCUUCUACCCCCCCCCCCCCCCCCCCCCCCCCCCCCUCUCUAGAGACAAGCUAAUUGAUAUGAACCUGAGAGUGAGUAACAUGCCCUCUGGAAAUGAAGCAGAGGUUGUUUUAACAGAGAUUGGAUUGUAGGGCUCAUUCUUGUCUGUUUAGCGUUAUGUACACACUGGAACACUCCCACUUACAGGCCUAUACUGUACAUACUUGUGUUGUUCACUGUAUACACACUCAUACAGUCAUGAUUAAAAUCCUCCCUCUCUCUCUCCCUUUGUCUCUCAGGGUCCUCCAGGGCGUCCUGGUUUAGCUGGGGUUGAUGGGAUACCUGGUCCUCCAGGAACCAUGCUGAUGUUACCAGUAAGAAUGAGAUAAAACUCUCUUUAUUUAAACUUCCCUCAUCUGAACACACACUCAUGUUCAGUUCCCAUUGACUAUGGCUGAAUCCCAAAUCACUCCCUUCCCCUCUGCCCUCAAUUUGCGCGUUCACGUGCGCCUCCCCCAUUUGCACAAGUGUCCCAAAGCUGAGGGAGUGAAAAUUAUCGAGGAUGUAGGGGCCUCAGAUAGACACUUCGACCGAACCAGCAAGGCUGCAGGCUUCAGAGCGAGGUACUAUCCUGACUAUCCUGAUUACUGUUAUACUAUACCUGUACAUCAUUCAAGUCCGGAGUGUGUCCCGAAGUUGAUGGGUUUACUGAUCCCAUCAUCACUCUCUGGAAGUCACCCUCAGAGUUUCGUCAGCAACACGUGAAAACGGAGAGCCCUCCUAGUGAGUUGGUAGGGGUGGGGGGGUGGUUUGGGAUUCAUCUUACAGUAUGUGAUGCUGUCCUGAGGCAGGGCAGUAACAGCUCUGAGCCACUAGGUGGAGCUGUGAGAUUGAAUGCUGAUGAGGCCAGGUGAAAUCUACAUUGUGUAUUCAAAUAAAAUAAAAUCAAAUGUUAUUUGUCACACACACGUUUAGCAUAUGUUAUAGCGGGUGUAGCAAAAUACUUGUGCUUCUAGCUCCGACAGUGCAGUAAUAUCUAACAAGUAAUAUCGAACAAUUUCACAACAUAUACCCAAUACACACAAAAAUAGUAAGGAAUGGAAUUUAAGAAUAUAUACAUAUAUGGACAAGCAAUGACAGAGCGGCAUGGACUAAGAUACAGUACAAUAUUAUAGAAUAGAAUACAGUAUAUACAUAUGAGAUGAGUAGUGCAAGAUAUGUAAACAUUAUUAAAGUGACUAGUGUUCCAUUUCUUAAAGUGGCCAGUGAUUUCAACAGGCAGCAGCAGCCUCUAAUGUGCUGGUGAUGGCUAUUUAACAGUCUGAUGGCCUUGAGAUAGAAGCUGUUUUUCAUUCUCUCUGUCCCAGCUUUGAUGCACCUGUACUGACCUCGCCUUCUGGAUGAUAGCGGGGUGAACAGGCAGUGACUCGGGUGGUUGAUGUCCUGUAUGUGUCUUGGAGGGCGGGUAGUUUGCCCCCGGUAAUGCGUUCGGCAGACCGCACCAUCCUCUGGAGAGCCCUGCGGUUGCGGGCGGUGCAGUUGCCGUACCAGGCGGCGAUACAGCCCGACAGGAUGCUCUCAAUUGUGCAUCUGUAAAAGUUUGUGAGGGUUUUAGGUGCCAAGCCAAAUUUCUUCAGCCUCCUGAGGUUGAAGAGGCUCUGUUGCGCCUUCUUCACCACACUGUCUGCGUGGGUGGACCAUUUCAGUUUGUCGGUGAUGUGUACGCCAAGGAACUUGAAGCUUUCCACCUUCUCCACUGCGGUCCUGUCGAUGUGGAUAGGAGGGUGCACCCUCUGCUGUUUCCUGAAGUCCACGAUCAUCUCCUUUGUUUUGUUGACGUUGAGUGAGAGGUUAUUUUCCUGGCGCCACACUCCCAGAGCCCUCACCUCCUCCCUGUAGGCGGUCUCGUCAUUGUUGGUAAUCAAGCCUACUACUGUUGUGUCGUCUGCAAACUUUAUGAUUGCGUUGGAGGCGUGCUUGGCCACGCAGUCAUGGGUGAACAGGGAAUACAGGAGGGGGCUGAGCAUGCACCCUUGUGGGGCCCCAGUGUUGAGGAUCAGCGAAGUGGAGAUGUUGUUUCCUACCUUCACCACCUGGGGGUGGCCCGUCAGGAAGUCCAGGACCCAGUUGCAUAGGGCGGGGUUCAGACCCAGGGCCUCAAGCUUAAUGAUGAGCUUGGAGGGUACUAUGGUGUUGAAUGCUGAGCUAUAGUCAAUGAACAGCAUUCUUACAUAUGUAUUCCUCUUGUCCAGAUGGGAUAGGGCAGUGUGCAGUGUGAUGGCGAUUGCAUCGUCUGUGGAUCUAUUGGGGCGGUAAGCAAAUUGAAGUGGGUCUAGGGUGACAGGUAAGGUAGAGGUGAUAUGAUCCUUGACUAGUCUCUCAAAGCACUUCAUGAUGACAGAGAGAGGGGAGAGAAGGACUUAUACUGCAUGUAUUUAGGUUUAUCACUCUACUCCUUUCUCUUGUAGUUCCAACAUGGUGGUGAUUCUCAGAAGGGGCCUGUGGUGUCAGCCCAGGAGGCUCAGGCUCAGGCCAUCCUGCAGCAGACCAAGGUAACGUCCACCUGGCCACUACUACUGUAACCUGUAGCAUCAUUACUCCUUUUACAUUAGAAAUGAGCCUUGACUUAUCUAACGUUGUUGUUCUUACCCUUGUUUAUUCCAGAUGUCGUUGAAGGGACCUCCAGGUCCACUGGGUCUUACAGGGCGACCAGGCCCACUGGUAGGAUACCCACCUAGCUUGAACCAUAAGCCACAACCUUAACUUCUACCUUUAUCCUCUAUCUACACUAUAUUCUCCUGUCUACAGUCCACCACAACCACAUUAACCAAAGCCCAUUUUGUCUCCAUGCACAUACAAACAAUCAGCAAUCUGAUCAUCACUACUGUGACUUAACAGGCUAUUCUUUAUAUUUCCUUGUUUGGUUUGACUGUCUUUCCUCUCUGUGUUUAGGGUCUUACUGGUUCCUCUGGACUUAAAGGUGACGCUGGAGAACAUGGCCCAAGGGUAAGAGGAUAUUCUAUUUUGACUUGCUACCACAGAGCAGUCAAGGUCCAUUUAGAUUUUGAUGUAUCCUACUGGUCUCACUCUCUCACUGUCCCUCUCUGUUUCUCCCCCCCCCUCUCUCUUCAUCUCUCUCCUCCUCCUCCUACUCCUCCUCCUCCCCCUCUCUCUGUCUAUUCUCUCUCCUCCUCCUCCUCCUCCUCCCCCUCUCUCUGUCUAUUCUCUCUCUCUCCUCCUCCCCCUCUCUCUCCAUCUAUUCUUUUUUUCUCUCUCUCUCCUCCUCCCCCUCUCUCUCCGUCUAUUCUUUCUCAGGGUCCCCGUGGUGUUCCAGGCCCUCCAGGACUCAACGGGAAGUUAGGAAAGAGGGUGAGACUUCUUAGUGAGCUAUGUGAUACUGUCAUCAUGCUCCAGAAACCAAACUGUGGACUGUAACUCUAUACAGAUGUUCUGAACUGUUGUUGUACUCCUUGAUCAGAUACAACCAACUGUUACAGUUUUUCUCAAUUGCUAAGACACAUUUCUUGAAAGCUGCUCUCCUUUUCUCUUUUCUCUUAACUGUGAACACAAAACCCAAUUUUAAAGCUACAUUCACAAAACCUCACUCUUCUUGCAAAACCAAACUUUCACCUCAAAACAGUUCAAUCUGUGCUCAAAACUGAACUAUGUUGUCAAAUCGUGCCCCGAGUCAAUCAAAAUUAAAAACACUACUGAACAGUCACUAAACACUACGUAGAAAAAUAGAAAACACAAUGCUCAGGACAUGAAGCUGGAGAAAUAAAUGUUUAUUGUUCACUGUAGGCUAAAUGCAUGUUGCAAAACAAAAAAAAACUGUGCAUUUAGCACUUGUACAAAAAGACAAAACAGAAAUCUUGUGCAUUUACAUGUAGCACUGUCACGAUCGUCGGGAAGAGAGGAGGACCAAGGCGCAGCGUUGCAGACGAACAUACUCUUUAUUUAUGAUAAACAAUCAAAACAACAAAACGAUAACGUGACAGUCAAUGGUCAAACACGAACAAGAUCCCACAACCACUGUGGGCAAACAGCCUGUUAAAAUGUGGUUCCCAAUCAGAGACAACCAGCCACAGCUGACACUCGUUGCCUCUGAUUGAGAACCACACUGGCCAACAUAGAAAUGAAAUACAUAGAUCUACACACCCUGGCUCAACAUAACAGUGUCCCCAGAGCCAGGGCGUGACAAGCACUUGUAAAAACAAACAGAAAUCUUAUGCGUUUGCCACUUGUGUACAGUAAGCCCCAGAGAGUACAAAAAUAUACAAAUAAGUGCAUUACUCAGCCACAGCAUCAUGUCUCCGUACUGGGUCAGGCCACAGGACUUCAUCCACAUCACAGGCCACAUUUUGUCUGGCCAGGCAACGGGGGAAAAAACCCCUGGCAUGCCGUAUCCAGGCUUGGCAUGCCUCCACACCUAUGUCACCACAGGCAAGUCCCAUGGCUUGCAGGAGAUUUACCCUGGUGUAAGGUUGGCGUUCAUAUACCUUCCACCGCCAUGAGGAGAAUAAUUCCUCAAUGGGGUUUAGGAAAGGGGAGUACGGUGGAAGGCAAAGAUUGAUAAAACCUAGGUUCAUAUUGUACCACUCUCUAACCUGGAGGGCUCUGUGAAAACUCACAUUGUCCCAAACAACAACAUAGAUGGGAUGCUCAUCCUGCUGCCCUAACAAAGCAUCUCACAUGUGAUUGAGGAAAAUGAGGAGCUGGUGAGUGUUGUAGGGCCCCAGGUUGGCAUGAUGGUGGACAACCCCAUGAUUGCUGAAGGCAGCACAUAAUGUGACAUUGCCACCACGCUGCCCAGGAACACCAACAAUGGCCCGAUGGCCAAUCACAUUACGGCCUCUCCUUCUCCUUUUGGUGAGAUUAAACCCAGCUUCAUCCAUGUAGAUGUAUUGAUGGGGUCUUUCCAUUGCAUCCCGUUGAAAAACCCUCUGUAGAAAUAGAUAUCGUUUUGUAAGUGAUACGGAAAAAGUGGUUUAGACCACUACAGGAAAUCACUACUUAGAGUAAUCAACAUUGAAUGUGUCUGGAUAUAUGCCAACCUGUACAUACUGGAAUCUUUGCUCUUUGACUCUGUCUGAGUUGCGAUCAAAGGGCACUCUGUAUAGCUGUUUCAUGCGCAGUCUGUUGCGCUUGAGGACACGAUCAACAGUAGAGAGGCUGACACUGUUGAUACCCUCAAAAUGUAAAUGGUCCUCAAUGAUCUUCUGCUGAAUUUCGCUCAGUUUAAUGGCAUUGUUCUCACGGACCAUAUCAACAAUUAGGAUCUCUUGGUGUGGGGAGAACAUACCUGUCCUCCCACCCCCAUGUGGCAGUCUUUCAAUUCUACAAAAAGAGAACAUGGAGUUACAAAAAAUAUACAUGGAAUACUAGGCCUACAAACAGUUAGACCAACCCUCCAUUACAAUACUACAGUACAUUGGUACAGUGAUGUACUGAAACAUAUAUUUACUUACAGUAUACUGUGGUACAGUAUAUAGUAUGUCAUACAGUAAUUGCUGUCAACAUUUACAUACUGUACUAUAAUGUCAAAAAAAGGUAAUUACCUGUUCUCUUCUCUAAAUCUUCGGAUUAUGGUGGACACAGUGAAUCUACUGAUGUUUGGUUGUACCCUUUGUCCAGCCUCCCUCAUGCUCAUACCAUGGACAAGAACAUGGUCAAUCACAGUAGCUCUGAUUUCAUCAGAUAUUACUGUUCUUUGUCUUCGCUGACCACCUCGACCUCCUCUCACACGAACUCUUCCUCUCAGAUUUCUAUCCAUUGUAGGGCCUCACAAACCAGUGCUCUCUGAACUGGCUUACUGUAUAUGUUCCCUCACAUCAUUAGCCACAAGUGUGAUCAAUUUUGAGUUGUUGUGUUCAAGUGGUGACACCUGUGCUCUAAUUGUGUUUGACUUUUGUCACCUGUGCUCACCAUUAUGCAGCACGGGUGCAUCACAAUGAAAAUGUGUUGGCAAGUUAUGUCUAAACAGGUGAAAAGUGCUUAUGGUUUUGCCAAAAGAGUGAUUGAUUCAAUCAGUGGGUUCAGGCAACUGAGCAUUUGGUUCAGACAAUAGGGUUUAGUGUUUAAGCAAUUGAGAAAAACUGUAAUACAACAAAUAUUUUCUCUCUCUCUCACCUUACCUGUCCCUUCAUUGACAGUAGUGUCAGUGGUAGUGUGUGUGUUAUGAGUGUUAGGGUGACCUGUAUCCCUGGCAGAUGGCUGUUUAACUCUGUAUGUGUGUCCUCUCCUAGGGCCGGGCUGGAACGGAUGGAGGUCGCGGAGCACCGGGGGAGACAGGGGGGAAAGUAAGCUCCCUAAAAUCACAAUUCAUCACAGUACAGUUGGUGAAAAUCGAAGUAAAUUGUGUUAAGGCAGAACCUCCGCUACUCAAGUUUGUUUGUGUGUUGUGUACUGUACCUGCACAGUGGAUCGUUUGUUUUGGAAUAAACUGUACUAUUGGUGUGUCUGGCAGUUCAUCUGACUGAUCCAAUUUAGUGUAUGUUCUUGUGCGAGUUAGCAACAUAAUCAUGAUCGAAUGAAUGGUUCCACAAUAAUUGUCAAAUGAAGUCUUAAUUUUCACUUGCUAAAUAACCCUAGAGCUAGCAGAGGAUCUGAGACUAAGUUUAUUAGACAUAUUGACCACGCCAGCGAUUCAAUAGUUUACAGCUGCAGGAAGAGCUUGGUAAAUAAAUGACGCUACCCUGAUAGUCUCUGACAGGACAGCAGUGUCUUUAUCUGUCAGAACAUGGUUCCAGAACAGGACAGAACAGCUAAUACUCUGGGCUCCCAGUCCCAGCCAGAGACACCACACACACACACACACACACACACACACACACACACACUGUUCCCAGUCAGAGCUAAUAACACACUGCCAGAUGGGAGAGUCCACAGGGACGGCGUCUCGAUCUUUUGUGUGUCUCCAUCUCAUGCACUUGGGUCUAUUUAUCCUCAGGGGGACAGAGGCUUUGACGGACUGCCAGGUCUCCCAGGAAACAAGGGCCACAGAGUGAGUGAGGACUAGCAACCCAAGUCUCUACUGUCUGUCUUUCUUUCCUCCUGAGACUGUGUGCAUGUUUAACAUUUAUGUGUGGGAAGAAUUUGUGACUGCUGAUGUGUUUAAUGGCAUUGAACAUCAAGUCUACAUACGCCUUACACAGUAUAUAAUGUAUUUUCUCCUAGGGGGAGAGAGGGAAGCCUGGACCACAUGGGCCUGAUGGAGAGCCAGGAGAAAAGGUGAGGACAAAAAGUAACCAUUAAUGUACUCCAGGACCCUGCUGAGUAACCACACCCAACAUCCCCUUCAGCAAAGUCCAGAAAACAUGGACCCCAUGGGCAGCCAUAGAAAUUGAAUUCCAUUUCUAUGUGUGCUGCAUGUUGAAACCAGAGCCACCUACUGUUCUGUAUAAUAUACGUACAUACAGUACCAGUCCAAAGUUUGGACACACCUACUCAUUCAAGGGUUUUUCUUUAUUUGUAUUAUUUUCUACAUUGUAGAAUAAUAAUGAAGACAUCACAACUAUGAAAUAACACAUAUGGAAUCAUGUAGUAAUCAAAAAAGUGUUAAACAAAUUUCUUCAAAUAGCCACCCUUUGCCUUGAUGACAGCUUUGCACACUCUUGGCAUUCUCUCAACCAGCUUCACCCGGAAUGCUUUUCCAACAGCCUUGAAGGAGUUCCCACAUAUGCUGAGCACUUGUUGGCUGCUUUUCCUUCACUCUGCUGUCUGACUCAUCCCAAACCAUCUCAAUUGGGUUGAGGUCGGGGGAUUGUGGAGGCCAGGUCAUCUGAUGCAGCACUCCAUCACUCUCCUUCUAAAAUAGCCCUUACACAGCCUGGAGGUGUUUUGGGUCAUUUUCCUGUUGAAAAACUAAUAAUAGUCCCACUAAGCCCAAACCAGAUGGGAUGGCGUAUCGCUGCAGAAUGCUGUGGUAGACAUGCUGGUUAAGUGUGCCUUGAAUUCUAAAUAAAUCACAGACAGUGUCACCAGCAAAGCACCCCCACACCAUCAUACCACCUCCUCAAUGCUUUACGGUGGGAACUACACAUGCGGAGAUCAUCCGUUCACCCACAUCGCGUCUAAUGUCCAUUGCUCGUGUUUCUUGGUCCAAGCAGGUCUCUUCUUAUUAUUGGUGUCCUUUAGUAGUGGUUUCUUUGCAGCAAUUCGACCAUGAAGGCCUGAUUCACACAGUCCCCUCUGAACAGUUGAUGUUGAUGUGUCUGUGACUUGAACUCUGUGAAGCAUUUAUUUGGGCUGCAAUUUCUGAGGCUGGUAACUCUAUUGAACUUAUCCUCUGCAGCAGAGGCAACUCUGGGUCUUCCAUUCCUGUGGCGGUCCUCAUGAGAGCCAGUUUCAUCAUAGCACUUGAUGGGUUUUGCGACUGCACUUUCAAAGUUCUUGAAAUGUUCCGUAUUGACUGACCUUCAUGUCUUAAAGUAAUGAUGGACUGUCGUUUCUCUUUGCUUAUUUGAGCUGUUCUUGCCAUAAUAUGGACUUGGUCUUUUACCAAAUAGGGCUAUCGUCUGUAUACCCCCCCCCCCCCCCCACCCCACCUUGUCACAACACAACUGAUUGGAUCACAUGCAUUAAGAAGGAAAGAAAUUGCACAACUUAACUUUUAAGAAGGCACACCUGUUAAUUGAAAUGCAAUCCAGGUGACUACCUCAUGAAGCUGGUUGAGAGAAUGCCAAGAGUGUGCAAAGCUGUCAUCAAGGCAAAGGGUGGCUAUUUCAAGAAUCUAAAAUAUAUUUUGAUUUAUUUAACACUUUUUUGGUUACUACAUGAUUCCAUAUGUGUUAUUUCAUAGUUUCGAUGUCUUCACUAUUAUUCUACAACAUAAAAAAUAGUAAAAAGAAAGAAAAACCCUUAAAUGAGUAGGUGUGUCCAAACUUUUGACUGGUAGUGUACAUAUUAUACGAAAAAGUAUGAAAAUGUAUGCACUCACUACUGUAAGUCGCUCUGGAUAAGAGCGUCUGCUAUAUGACAACAUUUUCCGUGAGGCAAGGUAAAAGUGAAGGACACAAUUACCAUGAUCGGUAGAGGAAAUUCUCCUACGAUAGUUGAGCAACGCACACAGAUCAAAGCACUCACCUUUGAGAUAAAAUAGAAAAACCUAUAAUUUUUAAUACAUCUCUGUCGUUCUGGCUUUAGUUCACUCAGACAACAACAAGCAAUGCAAAUAUCAAUGAUUAAAAUCCAGACAGGAUUAUAAAUGAAGUAUGUUUCAGACUAUUUUUAGGCUACUGAAGAUGAAUUCUGGUCAGGACAAGGCAUGUUAGUUAUGUGAAAGGGGGGAUAUAUAGAGGAUGCGUGUAAUGUAUGAUGUAGACAUAUGUCAGUCAACUGAUUUCUUUAAUAGGACAGAGAGGCACAUGAAGAUAGGAUAAUAUUCUCUCUCUGUUGACUCUUUCUCUUGUGUCAUUUUUUAGGGUUUAGAUGGACCCUUAGGGCCGAGUGGACAGCCCGGUGAACCUGUGAGUAACCACGUCCAAAUGCAGCAUCGGCACAUUCUACACACACACACAUUUCUCCACCCCACAGGCGGCUCUAUGUGCGCAGUGUGCCCAGGCUGAUUGUCUACGAUUCACACUCCAUCUUUAUCCCAGCAGGUGAGGAUGAGGUCCAGUGGGGCUCUGCCUCUCUAAAUGGAUCACCCAGCACACAAAGAAAUAGAGGGCUGUAAUAGACAUGUUAGGAGGAGUGUGUUCUGGCUCACACACAUCACACUGAAUGGGGAUCUACCGAUCGUCUACCGAUCAUUCAGCGCACUGUUGAGGCCGUCUGAGUCAGAAUGACGCAAGAUUCUACAUGUAAAAUCGGUUUGCACUCGGUUCGCAAGUACUCUCCGCAGGCAACCACUAUUGGUGGUUCGAGCCCUUAAACUACAGAGACUCAGGGAAAUAGAGGAGCUGGGGGUUUGGAUGAGAGAGAGAGGGGAAGAGAGGAGGAAGUGGGAGGGAGUGAGGGAGAGAGGGAGGGAGGGAGGUGUGAGAUAGAAAUUCAGUGGGUGGUGAAUGAGAUAAGAGCAAGAGAGAGAGAGGGAAAGGGAGAGAGAGAUAGAAGAGAUUAAAUCCUGGCCUGAAUGAUUAUAUUUCCAUAUCAAUCACUUCAAGGGAGAUCACAGAUGUGGCUUUGGAACAGGUGGCUUGGCUGGUGUACAAAGAGUGAUGCUGACAAAAACAACACACACAGAAACACCCCCCAACCCGCUUCAUCUCUCCUCACAGACAGACACUCACUCUCACACAAAUACACACUUGCCCAUAUGCGCACAGGCUCAUUAACUCGCUCUUCCUCAGACACACUGACACACUCACACAUACACAUACACCACACUCAAACAUACUUAUAAUAUCUCUCAAACACGCACACACUAAUGCAUGAUGAGCACACAGACACACACACACAGACACAAACACACACACACAGACAUACACACAUACAGUGCAUUCAGAAAGUAUUCAGACCCCUUUGACUUUUUCCACAUUUUGUUACGUUACAGCCUUAUUCUAAAAUUGAUUAAAUAGUUUUUUCCCUCAUCAAUCUACACACAAUACCCCAUAAUGACAAAGUAAAAACAGCUUUUUUGAAAUUUUUGCAAAUGUAUAAUACAAAAAAAAACGGAAAUGUAACAUUUACAUAAGUAUUCAGACCCUUUACUCAGUACUUUGUUGAAGCACCUUUGGCAGUGAUUACAGCCUCGAGUCUUCUUGGGUAUGAUGCUACAAGAUUGGCACACCUGUAUUUGGGGAGUUUCUCCCAUUCUUCUCUGCAGUACCUCUCAAGCUCUGUCAGGUUGGAUGGGGAGCAUUGUGCACAGCUAUUUUCAGGUCUCUCCAGAGAUGUUCGAUCGGGUUCAAGUCCGGGCUCUGGCUAGGCCACUCAAGGACAUUCAGAGACUUGUCCCGAAGCCACUCCUGUGUUGUCUUGGCUGUGUGCUUAGGGUCAUUGUCCUGUUGGAAGAUGAACCUUCACCCCAGUCUGAGGUCCUGAGUGCUCUGGAGCUGGUUUUCCUCAAGGAUCUCUCUGUACUUGGCUCCGUUCAUCUUUGCCUCGAUCCUGACUAGUCUUCCAGUCCCUUCCGCUGAAAAACAUCCCCACAGCAUGAGGCUGCUACCACCAUGCUUCACCGUAGGGAUGGUGCCAGGUUUCCUCCAGAAGUGACGCUUGGCAUUCAGGCCAAAGAGUUCAAUCUUGGUUUCAUUAGACCAGAGAAUCUUGUUUCUCAUGGUCUGAGAAUAUUUAGGUGCCUUUUGGCAUACUCCAAGCGGGCUGUCAUGUGCCUUUUACUGAGGAGUGGCUUCCAUCUGGCCACUCUACCAUAAAGGCCUGAUUGGUGGAGUGUUGCAGAGAUGGUUGUCCUUCUGAAAGGUUCUCCCAUCUCCACAGAGGAACUCUAGAGCUCUGUCAGAGUGACCAUCGGGUUCUUGGUCACCUACCUGACCAAGGCCCUUCUCCUCCUAUUGCUCAGUUUGGCCAGGCGGCCAGCUCUAGGAAGAGUUUUGGUGGUUCCAAACUUCUUCCAUUUAAGAAUGAUGGAGGCCACUGUGUUCUUGGGGACCUUCAAUGCUGCAGAAAUGUUUGGUACCCUUCCCCAGAUCUGUCCAUCGACACAAUCCUGUCUCGGCGCUCUACGGACAAUUCCUUCAACCUCAUGGCUUGGUUUUUGCUCUGACAUGCACUGUCAACUGUGGGACCUUAUAUAGACAGGUGUGUGCCUUUCCAAAUCAUGUCCAAUCAAUUGAAUUUACCACGGGUGGACUCCAAUCAAGAUGUAGAAACAUCUCAAGGAUGAUCAAUGGAAACAGGAUGCACCUGAGCUCAAUUUCGAGUCUCAAUACAAGGGGUCUGAAUACUUUCCGAAGGCACUGUAUAUAUACUGUACCUAUAUUUCAGUCAUAAUUUGAGGAUGUAUAUAUACACAUGAGCUGAUAUGAACCUGAUACAGUAUUGAUCAGUGUGCUGUGUUUGACUCUAGGGUGCCAGAGGACUUGUCGGACCCAGAGGGUCACCUGGGCCACCUGGACAGCCAGUAAGUCAACAUCCCACCUUCACCUUAAUACUGUUCCAAUGGACCAUUUUACACCCUUUAAACCAGUCUGACAUUCAUAGAUAACAUCAAAUACAGUUACAUCUGAUUAGCUGUCUGUCUCUUCCAGGGUAUUACAGGUGUGGAUGGAGUUCAAGGGUCAAAGGGCAACCUGGUCAGUAUUUUUUACUUAACUUGGGACUUGUAGUUUUCAUGACAGUUGAUCCAUGAUGACUAUGAUGGGUGAAUGAAAGCUUUCUAAAGAUGGUGUUUAGAAACACAAUCAGACCUGUGGAAUUUGAGUGACUUUAAUUGAUUAAAGUAAACACAGCUUAAAAAGCAUUGACCACAGUGGAAUAUGUGAUGAGUUUGAUAGGAGUCAGGCGCAGGAGGGUAAAUCACCAAAUACAGAGUUUAUUCCGUCGUACACAGUUGCGCUGGAUAGCGACAACAAAAUACAGGCACAGGGGAAAUAUCUACCCCGGCAAUACAAGGUACGAGUAGCUCCACCGAGCUACACUCAACUCACAUAAAACAAUCACCCACAAGGAAAAGGGGGCAGAGGGAACACUUAUACACAGACUAAUGAGGGGAUAUGAACCAGGUGUGUGUAAUUAACAAGACAAGACAAAUGGAAUGAUGAUAUAUGGAGCGGCAGUGGCUAGUAAGCCGGUGACGACGAACGCCGAAGCCUGCCCGAACCAGGAGGGGAGGCAGUCUCGGCGGAAGUCGUGACAGAAUAGCAGUCCCAUGACCCUGUUUAGGAUUCCUAGCAUGAGGGGCUCUGUCCAUGUGGUCAGGGUUGUGUGAAGAGAAAGUGUGUGUGAUGCUUCUUGUUGUUUUGUCUUAGGGGCCACCUGGAGAGACAGGUCCCAACGGUCAACAAGGAAAUCCUGGAUUACAGGUAACCCACAACCUCACACAAUGUCAACACACAACAACAUGUUUUCAAAAACAUAAUCCAUACAAACACUGUCUCAACACUCUCUUUGUCUUUCCCUUCUGUCUCUCUCUCUCUCUCUCUCUCUCUCUCUAGUCUCUUUCUCUUUCUGUCUCUCUCUCUCACACACACACUCCAAUCUGACUUCCCAGUCCUCUCACUCUGUGAUACCUAACCUGAUUAAUGCUUUGUUCUGGUCCAGGGCCUGCCUGGUACUCAGGGUCCCAUCGGCCUGCCAGGAGAGAAGGUAGGCACCAUGCCUCUCUUCAUUUCAGAUUUAAAGCCCUGAUCUUGUGACCGCUAUCAGCUCCGCCCCCAGGGGAGGCUGGCUGGCUUGAACGUUGUCACCCAGUACCAGCCACUCCUGGCUCCUGGCUCCUGGCUCCUAUUCAGACUACAGAGGACACUUGACAGGAAAUGAAUAUCCAGGAAACACACACUAGAACACACACACAGGCAGGCAGGGAGUCAGUGCUGUGCUAUCACACACCAGAGCCUCCUCACACUAGAGCAGGGGUACUCAACUACUAUUUGAGAAGGUCUGGUUACACACAUUUCCAAGGUGGUAAAGGUCCGGAUGGAUAUUGUCUUUAUCGGCGUAGUAACAAACCCCCACCUCCCAAGUCGCGACCCAUAUGACCCCAGACUGUUCACUCCCCUCUUGAUGGUGGAAAGAACAUUUAGCAGUUUUUAACAACAUUUCCCUGCAAUUCUUCUACACAUUUUGCCAUGGAGCAGAGAGAAAAUUGUGCAGUUUUAAAGCAAAUUUCCUGCAAUCCUACACAUUUUGACAUGUCUUAAAUGUGUUCAUAUGAUACCUGAGUGAGUCAACAAAAUCAAUGGGCACAUAUUAUGGACUUGAUAACUACAAUAUUUAGAUAGCUGGUUAGCCUAGCAUACCUACCUAGCUAACAUGGGCUAGUUGAUCAACUGUACAUUUCUGACAUGUUAUAAAUAGCUCUCUAAUGUCUGUCAGUGAAUGACAUAACAAGAGGAAAACUUCCCAUGCACUACCUUGUGCAUUCUAAUGUUACAACUCUCAACCACAUUAAUAAAUUGAAAGCCCGACUGAGUCGGUUCCCGCGGUUCAUAUUGACCCCUUUCUGCUUCCGGAUCCUGACCGCGGUCCACCUGUUGAGUAUGGCUGAACUAGAGGCUAUUCAUAGUCAAAAACACAUAAAGAUAUUCAGUUGAUUUAAGAAUUAAAUGUCACCAUAUUUUAAGACCCAAUAUCACGUUGUUGUAGCUUGGUUGUUACCCUUGAGAUUGAUGUGUAUAUACAGUAAGUUUCACCACUCAUGAUCUGUCUCUGUCCCCUACAGGGUCCCCAGGGGAAGGGUGGGGUGCAGGGACUCCCUGGCAUCGAUGGCCCUUCUGUAAGUACAUCCAUCUGAUUCUUCCUCAGCAGCACUGAUAGUACUGACCUUACCAGGGUGCGCUACCUCUUCUCCACCAGCAGGGGAGAACAGAAGGCAUUGGGAAAGUGCUCCAAUGCAGUAUUUCAAUUAGCUCUACGAAUGAAGGAUCUGUUUACAAAAGGGCUUAGCUAAACUCUUACAACCACAUGGUUUACAUAAUAGUGAAUAGGUUUUAUGAUUCAGGUAUAGUUUCAUGUUCUAUAGACACAUCACCCUCCUCCAAGUCCCUCUCUCUCUAUAUAUUGUACUGUAUUCACUUUGCUUUGCACUGUCUAUCAAGCUCCAUUGAUUUUUUCUAAACAGCCAUGGAAAUCUGUGAUAGUUAUAAUAGUAAGGUACAAUGCUCUAUUACUUGUUAUAAACAUGUGUGAGCCUUUAUAAUGUCUUAUUAUAAGUAUUCUAAUAUGCUAUAUCUGUUCAAUGUGUGCAGGGCCAUCCAGGAAGAGAAGGCCCUCCAGGAGAGAAGGGGCUCAAUGUGAGUUACAGUACAGAGCGUUAGACCAGACCUGCCUGGGUCAUCAUACCACUGUUCUGUCAUAUGAACAUCCCUAUUCUCCAAUCACGUUCACUCAUCAUAAUUCUCAUAUCACAUUCGUUUAAUGCAUUGUCAUCGGACACUCCAUUCCACCCCCAUUAUAAUAAUGUUUGUCCACAUUAGCUCACUGUCAUCAUCAUCAUCAUCAUUGUGCGCUCACUCAUGUUGACUCAUCCUUUUCAUCAUUGUAUUUUAACAAUGUCAUCGUCAUUGCGCAAUCACAUCAAUCCAUUACGCUCAUCAGCGAUAUCGUAAUUAUCAUAAAGUACACUCAUCGUCAUUGUCCGGUCAAAAGUACUUAUUGACAUUGUGUGAAUUGACUACAUUAGCCCUAUACAAUUGCUCACUAGCAUCUGUAAAUGGAUAGUGCUUUUCAGACAGAUGAAUCCUGAUGUUGUUUUGUCAUACAGGGUUUGCCUGGAGCCCAAGGGCCUGUUGGUUAUCCAGGGACUCGCGGUGUCAAGGUGAGUCAGAUGCUAUGUAAUGAUCAUGGUCGAAAUGUCCUCAAAGGUACCAUGCUGAGAGAGAUAGCCAUUCCCUUAGACAUUUCAAUCUCUCUAGUGUGUAUCUAUCUACCUGUGAUGGACAUGUUGUGGGAGUGUGUGUGAGUGUAUGUUUGACAGUUGACAGGUUCAGAGAGAGCAGGUUUAUUCUCGGGAGGAUAUCUAAUGACAGUGGGAAUAACGUUUGAUGGACAGUAGAAAUGACAAUGUUGAAGGAGAGAGGAACGUGUUUAUGUGUGGGGGUGGGGGUGUUUGUGUGUGUGUGCGUGCGUGCGUGCGUGCGUGCGUGCGUGCGUGCGUGCGGGUGCGUGUGGGUGAGUGGGUGGGUGCGUGUGGGUGGGUGUGUAUGUACUCGUGUACAUGCGUGUGUGUGAAUUUAGUGUAUGCACAUGGAAUUCAAAUUGUGUCUUGAGGGGAUAGGUUGUGGUGUUGCAUCAUGGCUGGGGAUGUCUACUCACUCAAAGUAAUAUUCACACCAGCAGUAUUCUACCUCUAGGGCACUGCCAUUAAGGCGCACGCUGACCUGGGCUGCAAUCGUUAAUAGAUGGUCAAUAACUGGUCAAUAGCAGGGCAGUGACAGGUUAAGAGCAAAUCAGUCGUCAUUCAUAAGUCAUUCUCCAGGGUCAAAUCAUGGUGUUUCUUACAAUAGGUGUGCUGUUGAUAGUACUUUUAUUUACUUAUGAAUACAGUACAGUAGUACAGUAUCAUCUUGAAUGGUGAUCAUCAGUGAUAUUGUGGCCUGUUCUGAUUCUAUUUGUAUUUGAAUGUCUCUGUUUCACAGGGAGCUGAUGGAGUGAGAGGUCUGAAGGGGAGUAAAGGAGAAAAGGUGAGAAAAUAGUCAUUUUUACAGUAAUUCUGCUGUAAAGCUAGAAGAAUAGACGUGAUUACUCACAGUCACAGUACCAGUUGUCUCACUGUCAGAUACUGUAAAGGUAUCGCAUUUCUACUUCAUGGUUUAUUAUUACUUCAUAGUUUAUUAUGACAUCCCCCAUAGAGAUUUAAUAGAUCAGACAUCUGCCAGAUCUCAGUACUGUGAUUAAUGAAUCAUCAUGAAUCAUUAGAAAUCACAGUCUCCUUCUCCUCUUCACAUCGCAGGGUGAAGAUGGCUUCCCCGGGUUCAAAGGUGACAUGGGCCUCAAGGGAGACAGGGUGAGAGUGUUCCCACGCCAGACUAACACACGCCUCAGACCAAAGCUGUCUCUCAUUAUGAACGAAUAAGAUGGAGAUCUCAGUUAGUCUGACCUGCUUUUCUGUCUGCUUCUCUCUCUUCUCUCCCUCUCUCACUCUCUCUCUCUCUCUCUCUCUCUCUCUCUCUCUCUCUCUCUCUCUCUCUCUCUCUCUCUCUCUCUCUCUCUCUCACGCUCUCUGCCUCUCCCUAUCUCUCUCUCUGUGCUGUGUGUGUGUGUAUGUGUGUGUGUAGGGUGAUAACGGGGUCACAGGAGGUCGUGGAGAGGAUGGGCCAGAGGGGCCUAAAGGUCAGUCGGGACCCCUAGGAGAGGCUGGAGGUGCUGGCAUAGCUGGAGAGAAGGUACAGGAACAUUAUUUCACAAGUCUAACAUUUACUGUAUGUGUGUCAUGUUAUGCAAUAUGUAUGAGUUAUUGGGAUUAUGCAGAAGUAUGGAUAUAUGCGUGUUCAGUGUAAUCACAUGAACACCCUGCUAAACCAUGUCAUACAGUAUUUGCAUGCAUUAUGCUCUCUUUAUUUUUGGCAGUGUUGCCAAGUCAACCAUGAUUCCACUCCUCUUUCUCUGUUAAUCUCUCUCUCUCUCUCUCUCUCUCUCUCUCUCUCUCUCUCUCUCUGUCUCUCUCUCUCUCUCUCGCUCGCUCUCUCGCUCUCUCUGUCUCUGUCUCUCUGUCUUUCCCUCGCUCUCUCUCUGUCUCUCCUUCCUCAGGGUAAACUGGGUGUCCCAGGGUUGCCAGGAUACCCAG